GUCAGUUUGUGUCUUUGGUCCUUGUCUUGUUUACAAAAAUCAAAACUUGUUUUAUAAUUCGUAUUUGAUUUAGUUUAAGUUUCAAUUUAGUUUAUGUUAAAUACUUAUUAUGGCAGAGAAUUUAGAAUAUUACCGGUCACAAAUAGUUGCAGCUAGAACUGAAAUAAAAAACUUAAGGCAACGGCUGAUUGCGUUGAAACAUGAACAUAUUACAGAAAUGAAGAAUAUUAAAGAAACUCUAAAUGGACUUCGUUGUACUAAUUGUGCUGCAUCAGCUACAACAAUAGUCAAUAAUCACAGUGAAGGCCAACCAUCAUCGGAGCAAACCGAUACUAUUACAUUCACUCCUAUUGGCUACAUUGAGACACCGUUCGAAAAUAAACGUGGUGUACCAAGACAGCCUUCAGUGUUGUCUACUGCAAAAGGUGUGAUUAACAUUGAUACAAAUGUUUUCACCAAUCCGGAGCAUGCUAUUAGUGGGUUAGAGGAAUUUUCUCAUAUUUGGGUAAUAUUCCAUUUCCACGAGACAGGAAGUACCAGUGUCCCGGCUAAGGUGGCGCCGCCCCGACUGGGCGGAGAGAGACGCGGCGUGCUGUCCACCAGGUCCCCACAUCGGCCCUGCCCUAUUGGCUUGUCUCUCGUUAAAAUAUCCAACAUUGAAGGCAAUAAGAUAUACUUUGAAGGUAUUGACAUGGUGAAGGGGACGCCGGUGCUGGACAUCAAGCCGUACAUACCGCAGUACGACUGUCCUGGUCACCAGCAGCCCCGCCCCCCCGCCACCGAGGGCGACACUCGCACACUGCCUGUGGACAACUUUCAACGUAUGAGUUUAAAUCCACAUAUAGAUGCAAAUACUGAACCUUCUCCAAACAAUGAUGAAUUAUCACCGGACACCAAUAUACCAAUCAUGUCACCAUCUCCCGAUUCAUGUGACAUGUUAGAUGGAAACUUCCAGGAGUCACCACUAAGAAGACCAGAUGAAAGAGGUGCUCCGGACGGUCAAGAAAGAUUUACUCCACCACAAUAUGGAGUCAGAGUUGCCUCUUGGAUUUCAAACCCUCCGUCACAGUGUUAUGAAGUCAAAUUUACUGAUGAUGCACUAGACAGACUUAAUGAUUUGAUAGGAGACCGAGCUCAGUCUUUUAAACGUAAUAUAGAAUGUCUUUUAUCAGAAGACCCCAGGUCAGUCUAUGUGAGGAGCAGAUACCCGGACCAUGAAUAUAGUUGUGUGUUAGAAGAUUUAUCAAUAAGUUGUAUAUUUGAUUCGUCGUCUACUACAUGUACGAUAAUAGCGGUGAGAAAUGCCGAUGAAUUGCAACAGACUUAAUUGUGUGUCUGAUUAUUUAUUGAUUUUGUCAAGUGUGAUUAAAUAUUUUUAAUUUUUG
This is a messenger RNA of Papilio polytes (common Mormon), 1385 nucleotides long. RefSeq lists its product as uncharacterized. Lineage: Eukaryota; Metazoa; Arthropoda; Insecta; Lepidoptera; Papilionidae. Bases 110 to 1327 code for a protein of 405 amino acids. The transcript is spliced from 6 exons. The record is from RefSeq and is a predicted model, not a curated record.